UUCCUGAAACAAUAGAAAAAGGAGAGCACCUUUUGUUUCCAGAUUUUGGUAGAAGAGACCAAAAAAAAAGAAGCAAAAACUUAACUCCGGAUGUCGGCACGUUUCGACGAGAAGGGACACUUGAGCUGAGCAAAUCGAGCUCUGGCAUUUUCAGCGGUGGUUUCCCGUAGACGGCAUGGGAGUGCCGAACGACGACGUCGUUUUGAUCCAGAAAGGAAAGAAGCCAGGAGAGCCUCACGUAAUCACUGUUAAUUGUCCUGAUAAGCAUGGCCUCGGAUGCGAUAUUUGCCGUAUAAUUCUUGAUUUCGGUCUUUAUAUCACCAAAGGAGAUGUUUCAACGGAUGGAAUUUGGUGCUAUAUGGUAUUUUGGCUGGUUCCUCAUUCGAGCUCAAUUUUUGUAAGGUGGCCGAGUUUGAAGAACCGCCUUCAGUCCAUAUGUCCCUCUUGUUCGGUGACAUUUUUCUUGAAUGAUCAAACUUCACACUCUGCGGCUUCUCCGGUUUACUUGUUGAAGUUCUUUUGCCUUGAUCGGAAAGGAUUGUUACAUGAUGUUACACAGGUUCUCUGCGAGCUCGAGCUAACAAUUCAAAAGGUGAAAGUCACGACGACCCCUGAUGGCAGAGUUCUCGACCUCUUCUUUAUAACAGAUAACAUGGAGCUUUUACAUACGAAAGAACGACAAGAUGACACAUAUAAGCAAUUAAAUGCUGUGUUGGGUGAAUCUUGUAUCAGUUGUGAACUCAAGUUGGCUGGUCCUGAGUAUGAAUGUCAUCAUGGUCUCUCGUCUCUUUCUCCUACUGUAGCAGAAGAGUUAUUUCGUUCUGAACUAUCAGACAAAGAGACUCGUUCACAAGCUCUUAGCCCAGAUAUGACAAAGUUGAAGAAAGCAAAUGUAGUGGUAGACAAUUCAUUGAGCCCAGCUCAUACAUUGCUCCAAUUACAUUGCGUUGAUCACAAAGGUCUUUUCUACGAUGUAUUGAGAACUUUGAAAGACUGCAAUAUCAAGAUAGCUUAUGGCCGGUUCUCACCCAAUUUCAAUGGCAAUCGUGAUAUAGACCUAUUUAUUCUGCAAAAGGAUAGGAAAAAGAUUGUUGAUCCUGAUAAGCAAAAUGGAUUAUGUUCUCGUCUGAAGGUGGAAAUGCUUCACCCAUUACGUGUCAUCAUUUCAAACCGGGGCCCAGAUACUGAGCUUCUGGUUGCUAAUCCAGUUGAAUUAUCUGGAAAGGGAAGACCGCGGGUUUUCUAUGAUGUUACACUGGCUCUAAAGGCUCUUGGGAUUUGCAUAUUCUCGGCUGAAAUUGGAAGACAUUCAAGUUCAGAUCGUGAAUGGGAAGUCUACAGAUUUCUUUUGGACGAGAACUGCAGAUUCCUGUUAUCAAGUAUGGUAGCUAGAAAUCAGAUUGUAGAUAGAGUUAGAAGAAUGCUGAUGGGUUGGUGAGUGGAGUCAUCUUCCUUGUGCCUGGAAUAUGAGUCCCGCCCUCACUGAAUGCUCUUUCUCCUGCUUUCACUCUUGGGUGCAAUGCACUAAUUCCCCAACUAUAUCUUGAUGCAUUUGGCUUGUAUUCUCAAAUAAUCUCUCCUUUAAUAACCUAUGUUGAGCAUAUGUCUGUUCAAUUAUGAUUGCUCUUUAUCUGUUGUAGAGAAGAAUGUCCAAGACUUGCCAAUCUGAUGUAGAGCAUGUUCAUCCUGUCCGUUCUGGGUUUACCAAACCAAGGAUGGAUUUGUUAGAGAAAGGGUUGCCAUUGUUUGCUCUUCUUAUGCCACGCUGCAUUUUCAGCUGUAAAUUUGUAGGGAAAUCAGAUUGUAUUAGCUUGUAUGAAUUUGUUUUAAGAAUGAAUAAACAUUAAUAAAAGCCUUAAAUCUUCUUUUUAA
Molecule: messenger RNA, 1872 nt
Organism: Theobroma umbraticum
Lineage: Eukaryota; Viridiplantae; Streptophyta; Magnoliopsida; Malvales; Malvaceae
Product: ACT domain-containing protein ACR9-like
Source: RefSeq, a predicted model, not a curated record